Messenger RNA from Raphanus sativus (radish), 1023 nucleotides. RefSeq lists its product as uncharacterized. The coding region runs from base 1 to 1023 and encodes 340 amino acids. NCBI's taxonomy places the organism in Eukaryota, Viridiplantae, Streptophyta, Magnoliopsida, Brassicales, Brassicaceae. The record is from RefSeq and is a predicted model, not a curated record. The transcript is spliced from 2 exons.
AUGUGCAAGGGAUUCGGAUCAACUUUGACUGGCCCUGCUCUCCAGUGGUACAUCAAUCUUCCCACCAAAUCCAUCAAGUCUUUUGCAGCCCUUAACGACAAGUUCGUAGAGCAAUUUGCUAGUAGUCACAACCUAGAGAAGAACUCAGACGACCUUUAUGAAGUCCUCCAGCAUAGGAACGAACCCCUUCGUACCUACAUAGCACGCUUCAACCAAGAGAAGGUGGCCAUCCCUGAGUGCAACGCUGAUACGGCUAUCUCAGCCUUCAAGCGGGGCCUACUCCCGGAAGGAGAUCUCUACAAAGAGCUGAUCAAGUACAAGUGCAAGACUAUGGAGGACGUAUUGUCUCGUGCUUGGGCUCAAGUAAGGUGGGAAGAAGAUGUUGCAAGUAGGGCCAAAGCCUGUCCGAAGCACGAUCAGAAGUCCUCAAAGCCAACUAGGAAUGAUCGUGACGAGCCCUCUCAUCCCAAGUCCGCUAGGGAGACUAGUAACCCGAGCAGGGGCAGGUACCAACAUCGACCCUUGCCUAGAUCCGAGGGGAUGAUGGUAUCCACUUGGUCCGAUAUCUCUCAUCUUGCGAUAUCCAAACCGGAACUGAUCGGUGUCCUACGACAAAUGGGUCCUCAAGUCAAGUGGCCGCCUAAGAUGAAGGCCGCAGAGGCUAAUCGAAACCUCAAGCGAUGGUGCGAGUUCCAUAGUGACCAUGGAAGGUCCGGUCUUCCUAUCGAAGCAGCUCCCGCCUUGCCACCACAGCAAGAUCGGGUGAUCCAUGUUAUCACAUGCGGAUCGGAGAUAAGCGGGAUUAGUAGUGCCGCUGCCAAGAAAAGUACUCGCAAAGCCAGGAACGGCCAAGAGGCCAAAGGUCCUAAGCGCCUACUCCUCGGAACAGACGAGAUCAGCUUCACUGCAAGGGAGCAGGAGAAGGUCCUUGCUCCACACCAUGACGCUCUUGUCAUUUCACUUACCAUAGCAAACUGCUUGGUUAAGCGAAUACUAGUAGACAAUGGAGCUCCAGCAAUAUAA